GUCAUGUGUAAGAGAAUUUUGCCUUAUCUGUUUGUUAUCUACUACCCCCGGCGGAGUUGGGUCUCCAUUCUCCAGCAAACAUCUCCUCCUCUCCAAACCCCUCAAUGGCGGCUGCUACUACCUCCUUCGCAACCCUCGCCAUCGCGCGACCGGCGACGGCGGCGGCGGCGGCGGCGGCAUCCGGGCAGCGGGCCCUCCUCGCCUCCAAGCCCUCCUCGCCGAUUCUAUCCUUCCGCGGUGCUCGCCUCCCCUCACAGGCCGUCACCUUCUCCGGGGGCCUCGCGCCUUCGCCCUCCCACAGCCGCGCGCGCUUCGUCACAUCCGCCAGCGCCGAACCCAAGGAAGCAGAAAUUCAGUCCAAAAUCACAAACAAGGUGUACUUUGACAUAAGCAUCGGGAAUCCUGUGGGGAAGAAUGUUGGGAGGAUUGUCAUUGGCUUGUAUGGGGAUGAUGUUCCCCAAACAGCAGAGAACUUCCGUGCUCUUUGCACUGGAGAGAAAGGGUUUGGAUACAAGGGAUCCAGUUUCCACCGUGUCAUCAGGGACUUCAUGAUUCAGGGUGGAGAUUUCGACAAGGGCAAUGGUACUGGUGGGAAAAGCAUAUAUGGACGAACCUUCAAAGAUGAGAACUUCAAAUUGGUUCACACUGGACCUGGAGCGGUCAGUAUGGCUAAUGCUGGACCAAACACCAAUGGCAGCCAGUUUUUCAUCUGCACUGUCAAGACACCUUGGUUGGACGGGAGGCACGUCGUGUUUGGCCAGGUCCUGGAAGGCAUGGACGUCGUGAAGCUGAUCGAGUCGCAGGAGACUGACAGAGGGGACCGUCCGAAGAAGAAAGUAGUCAUCAGUGAGUGCGGGGAGCUUCCGGUGGUCUAAGUUUUACAUAUCUUACCUCGGACGAGAAGUUGAUAUCCCCCCACUUGAGUUGACAUGAGAAUGUCAUGAUACUGUGAACUUAUCGUGCUGUCUCCCACUAGUUAUAGAGAUUAUUUUGAGUUAAAGCCAAGGCCACAAAUCUGAGGCAUACUGUUGCUUCUCGGCUGGAAUAAAUGUGCUAGUUUUCCUUGCCCUGUCGUGGGGAAGCUUUUGUUCACGAUUGUUACCUUCUAGCCUUGUAUGUUUCACGCUUUAAUUGAAGGUUCAUUGUACGCCAAUA
Panicum hallii is the source of this 1155-nucleotide messenger RNA. RefSeq names its product photosynthetic NDH subunit of lumenal location 5, chloroplastic-like. The transcript has 7 exons. NCBI's taxonomy places the organism in Eukaryota, Viridiplantae, Streptophyta, Magnoliopsida, Poales, Poaceae. Gene Ontology annotation, molecular function: peptidyl-prolyl cis-trans isomerase activity. The coding region runs from base 105 to 875 and encodes 256 amino acids. The record is from RefSeq and is a predicted model, not a curated record. Gene Ontology annotation, biological process: protein folding; protein peptidyl-prolyl isomerization.